Molecule: messenger RNA, 2516 nt
Organism: Priapulus caudatus
Lineage: Eukaryota; Metazoa; Priapulida; Priapulimorpha; Priapulimorphida; Priapulidae
Product: acetylcholine receptor subunit beta-like 1
Exons: 7
Coding region: 300-1736 (478 amino acids)
Biological process (GO): nervous system process; monoatomic ion transmembrane transport; regulation of membrane potential
Cellular component (GO): neuron projection; postsynaptic membrane; synapse
Molecular function (GO): transmembrane signaling receptor activity; acetylcholine-gated monoatomic cation-selective channel activity
Source: RefSeq, a predicted model, not a curated record
ACAGCAACUGCCAGACUCCGAUGGUCGUAUUUUCAUAGAGCUUUAUCGCGCGGCAUGAAAUCGCGGAUGAAGAGUGUGCCGGUCGGUAUCUGUUUCCGGUAUACCCUCCUAAUUUGGUUUAUACGAGUUUAACAACAUCAGUGCACGGAGAGAUGCGAUGCAAUUCUGCUCAUCUGACACGCUAACGUGCGCAGCUUCUAUAGAGAUGCGAACGCUCACUUUGAAAACCGGGAACUGCUGCUGAUUCCCAUAUUAUUAACGCAUCGACUGACAGUGAAGGCCCGGCAAACUAAAGAACAAUGACGUCCAUGAUAUUGGACGUCGUUCUGCUGCUGAGUAUGUGCGCUAUUGCCGUUUCAGUGAAAACAUACACGGCCGAGGAACGUCUAAUACGCGACCUGUUUAAUGGCUACAACAAAUAUGUGAGACCCGCCAAUCAAACGAGUGAUGUGAUUUACGUAAACUUUGGAAUGGCACUGGUGCAAGUAAUUAAUGUGGACGAGAAAAAUCAAGUCAUGAAGACAAAUGUGUGGGAGCGAUUCUGGUGGCAAGACUAUCAAUUGACGUGGGAUCCGGCGAACUAUGAUGGCAUCACGAUAAUACGAGUUGCACCUGCCAAGGUUUGGCUCCCCGAUAUCGUUCUACUUAACAAUGCGGACGGAGUGUACGAGGUGAGCUUCAGGAGUAACGUCCUCAUCGACAACAACGGCUGGAUCAACUGGGUUCCUCCGGCCAUCUUUAAAAGCUCGUGCACGAUCAACGUCGAGUACUUUCCGUUCGACAAGCAGGUGUGCGAGAUGAAAUUCGGCUCGUGGACGUUCAACAAAGACGAGGUGAAGCUGGGCGACUACAACAAAGAGGUGACGAAGGUCGAUCUCAACGACUACGUGCUGAGCGGCACGUGGGACCUCAGCUCGGCGCCGCGGCGCAUCGACAACAAUGGCAGCGGCGGCUCCGAGUACGCGACGAUGAUCUUUGAGAUCCACUUGAGCCGCAUGACGCUGUUCUACACGGUGAACCUCGUCAUUCCCUGCGUGAUGAUAGCCAUGCUGGCGGCGACCGUCUUCUACCUGCCCGUGGACAGCGGCGAGAAGAUGACGCUGGCUAUCAACCUGCUGCUGGCGCUCGUCGUCUUCCUCCUGCUGGUGUCCAGCGUUCUGCCGCCGACGUCGCUGACGAUUCCGCUCGUGUCAAAGUACCUGUUGUUUACACUGAUACUGAACAUCAUCACCAUCCUAAUGACGGCCAUCAUACAGAACUGGCACUUCCGAGGCCCUACGACGCACAGCAUGCCGAAGUGGGUGAAGACUAUUAUGAUCGACACGCUACCAAAGGUGCUCUGCAUGCGACGGCCGAAAGACAUGCAGCCGCAGUUGAACAUCGACUGCUACGGUUUCGCCAACGUCACGAACAGCUGCUUCGACGAUAUGGAUGGUACGGAGUUGGAACCCCUCGACAUGCAUCACCCCGGAUGCAAGCACGUAGUCAUGCAGUCAGCUAGCGAGCCGGGCAGCAGCGAUGACGACGUUGUCAUGACAGCGGAGGGACUGCGCGCGGCGCUGGCGAUUGAGUUCAUCGCCGAACAUCUGCACCUAGAAGAUACAGUGUCAGAUAUCAAGGAAGACUGGCAAUACGCCGCCAUGGUGCUUGACCGACUACUACUAUUCAUUUUUACAACAGUAACUAUAACUGGAGCUAUCUCUAUUUUAACAAACGCGCCUGGAAUCUUUGACUAGACAAUGGGAAGAGUACUUCUCUUCCCUAUAAUUCUAAUGUUUUAUAUUGUGUUUAUUUUUCCCUCUUUUGUCCCGAUAAUUUACGUAAAUAGGUUUUGGUUCUUAUAUGCGAUUCCUUCGGGUUACACUUUGUCUGACUAGUGUCUUACCGGCUCUUCGCUUUUUCGUGUCCGACGUCUCUCUCUCCACCUAUCUCCCUCUCUCUAUCCAUCUCUGCCCCUCGCCAUCUACCCUCUCUGCCAUUGAAUGUGAUGAACCUUUUUGCUAAUUUGCUAUCUAUAAUGUCACAGACACACAUGCGCGCGCGGGCGCCCAGGGAGAGGGAGCGAGAGAGAGAGAGAGAGAGAGAGAGAGAGAGAGAGAGAAAAAGAUAGAAAUAGAGAGCAAUAGAAAGCGAGAGACGGAGAGAGAGCGAGUUGCACAUGCCAAAGAUAUAGAACUAACAACAAAGUGUAUACAGUCUCGUCAUGAGCGACUCGGCAUGGAAUACUAUACACUCAGACUGAUUUCUAAAUAAAUACGCUUGCCUGUUUAUUAUUUAUUUGUUUUUCUUGUAAAUACCGACGGCAACACCGCGUUGUCGAAAGACUGGUCUCGAUUGACGAGUGCUUGCUGCUAGUUAGCCGCCAGUAAACCUAGGCGGUUUAUAAAUAAUACGUUGUGGAGCUGUUGCUGUGUGUUGACACGCGCGCGGAAAUGCGAGGUCUUCAGUGAUGCAUUCUGGUGAUAGAUCAUGCAUGUAAUGUAAUUUGUACAAUAAACAGUAUAUCAGUUUUGUCC